Messenger RNA from Drosophila rhopaloa, 1264 nucleotides. RefSeq lists its product as uncharacterized. The transcript is spliced from 4 exons. The record is from RefSeq and is a predicted model, not a curated record. NCBI's taxonomy places the organism in Eukaryota, Metazoa, Arthropoda, Insecta, Diptera, Drosophilidae. Bases 48 to 1214 code for a protein of 388 amino acids.
AGUGCGUGGGUGAAGAAGAGUGAAGAAGCUGACUAAAACCGAGGAUUAUGAUUGGAUAUACGCUGCUGUUCCUGGCAUUUCUGGCCUUUGCGCAGGCGCAAAUGCUGAAUGACACAAGUGGAGUUGUUGGUCAGGAGCCUGGCCUUUGGCGCCAAGGCAGAAGGAGGAGUGUCCUGGCGGACAGCUGCCUCACCAACAGCGGCACCACCGGCACCUGCCUCACCCGCUUCAAGUGCAUGCGGCAAUCGGGCACCGUCAAUGGAUAUUGUGGCACCUACGGCGUCUGCUGUGAAACUAACAUUCAAGUGGGCUCCUCUACGCGCCAGAAGAGAACGAUUAUCAGGAAUCCUGGCACUUUGUCCAGCGAUUUGAAUACCUACACCAUCGAGGCUUUCAGCAGCAAUGUGCAGCAGUUGCGCAUCGACUUCGAGCAGUUCGUGAUGCAACAGCCCACGGAAACGGACGGAGUCCUGGAGUGCCAGGACUAUUUCGAGGCGGGUGGCUUCAAGUUGUGUGGCGUGAACGAUGGCCAGCACCUGUACUUGCCCUUCAAUGCGGCUGCGGGUGUGGAUCAGGUGACCCUCACGUUUGCGGUGACCACCAGGGGAACUGCGCCCGUUUGGAGGCUAAUUGUAACCCAGCUGGAGGGGCCACCGAUGAACACCAAACGGCGUUCCAGCACUUCUGCCGCUCUAGGAAGCUCCACCAAUUCCCUGCAGGAUCUGCGCGACAUCUUCGCCUCCCAUCACGCCGACUACGAGCUACUGGCUCCGUCGGGCUGCCAGCAGUACUACACCGAUCUAACUGGCACCAUUCGCAGCUUCAACUUCCAGUCUUCAGGCACCAGCAACUAUAUGCCCGAUCUGAGCUACAACAUCUGCAUCAAGUCUGCGGGCAGCGCCAGCAUGAUUGAGUACUCCUUCAGCAAGUUCUCGAUGUCGGUGCAGUCGGAGACGGGGGAGGGGUACGACGAGUUCUGCCACGCCACUGUCCACACAGCUGGAAGGCAGGAGGACUAUUUGAUGAUACCGCAGGGCAUUCUGGCCAAGAACAUGGCCUACCAGCCCACCUACUACUGCGGCACCAACAACAACCUGCUGGUCUAUGCCUCGCCGCCCUAUUUAAUGCACUUCUCCAGCGAUGAGCUCACCUUGAAUCCGGACGUGGAGACGGGCUUCAGUAUGACCUACCGCCUGAGGAACUCGCUCCUUUAAACGCUCUUAUAUUCUCUAAUAAGUUUGGAUAGUUUCUUGCCUAAGAUUUA